Maylandia zebra (zebra mbuna) is the source of this 1654-nucleotide messenger RNA. RefSeq names its product potassium channel tetramerisation domain containing 12b (gene kctd12b). Gene Ontology annotation, cellular component: signaling receptor complex. Lineage: Eukaryota; Metazoa; Chordata; Actinopteri; Cichliformes; Cichlidae. The record is from RefSeq and is a predicted model, not a curated record. Gene Ontology annotation, molecular function: protein binding. Gene Ontology annotation, biological process: protein homooligomerization; regulation of G protein-coupled receptor signaling pathway.
GUUUUAGUAAGUAAAUGAAAAAGCUGUAGUUAGAUUAGAAGCAGUGUGGCAGCUUAAAGCAUUUAUGCGAGCUUUUUUUCUUAUUUUUACGCGCUGACAAAUAGUGCAGCGCUCCAAUAGCACAGGACCUGAAAUUUGGCAGCCAAGCAGCCCACACCAUUGACCGUGAAAGGCUUGGAAACAGUUCCAGUGCUGAUCCCGAUUUGAACUAUAACUAAAACAAGUUAAAACAAGUAAAACAAAGUUGCAUCUAAGUGGACGAGCGUGGCAGGAGGCGAACAUGGCUUUGCCAGAUAGUGGCAUAUCUGCAGAGGAGAUACCCUUUCCAGAGAUCAUAGAGCUCAAUGUCGGUGGGCAGGUGUACAUAACCCGCUACUCUACACUCACAAGCGUGCCAGACUCUCUGCUGUGGGAGAUGUUUACUCAAAAGUCAGCCAAAGGACUGGCCAGGGACACAAAGGGGCGCUUCUUUGUAGACCGUGAUGGUUUCCUGUUUCGUUACAUCCUGGACUACAUGCGUGACCAGCAGCUGGUCCUUCCAGACCACUUCCCAGAGCGCGGUCGUUUGCAGAGAGAGGCUGAGUUCUUCAACCUGCCAGAGCUCGUCAGGCUUCUGGCACCCAAAAUCAGCAAACAGAACUCCCUUGGUGAUGAGGGAUGUCCUAGUGACACAGAGGACUCCUCACCUGGGACUGACACCUCCCGUAACCUCGGCUCUCUGGGUGCUGCUGCUGCUGCCUGUGCCAGCCUGGUGCCCGGCGCCAUGGAUGGCAAACGUUCUGGGUUCAUCACUAUUGGCUACCGAGGCUCCUACACCUUGGGGCGCGACAGCCACACGGAUGCCAAAUUUCGCCGAGUGGCACGGAUCAUGGUGUGUGGGAAGACCUCCCUGGCUAAAGAGGUGUUUGGGGAAACGCUGAACGAGAGCCGGGACCCGGAUCGCCCCCCUGAGCGCUAUACAUCCCGCUACUAUCUCAAGUUCACCUUCCUGGAGCAGGCUUUUGACAAGCUGGCAGAUGCAGGCUUUCACAUGGUGGCCUGCAAUUCCACAGGAACCUGUGCCUUUGCCCACGAGCAGACGGACGACAAGAUCUGGACCAGCUACACUGAAUAUGUGUUCUACCGGAGAAAAAAAAUGAUCCCCCCCGCCCGCUCUGGAAUGCAUGACAAAUCCUCAGAGACCAGGACAAUACUGUGCCUGCAGUGUCUCUCCAGCCCAAAUAAACACAGUCACAGGCAGCAUUCCUCUGUCGCUGUCCUCCGGCGGACUACAGCAACACGGGAGUGCCAAGGUCAGUCAUUAGCGCAAACAUGGAGAAACAUGCCUUCGUGUGAAAUUUCAGGCACUGGCCUCCUUAACCUCUCCUCCUCUCGUCAGCGCAAAUUCCUUGAGAUUCAACAGCAGCAGCGAGAUGCGUGGAAACGUUGACAUUCAGACGCUGACAUUCAGAGCAUCCACAGACCAGACGAAAUGUGCGCGCUGAAAUUCAGUGGUGUUUUUUUUCUUUUUUUUUUAAAUGUGUCUUGUGAAACACGUGGUUGAAAAGUGUAGCAUUGUCUGCUCGUGUGCUUGCAAAGGCAGCAGGUUCUCACUGUGUCGCCACAGUAUGCCUAUUCAUAUUCAGAGUGUCACAAUAAAGAUAUUUUACCAUGA